This is a messenger RNA of Poeciliopsis prolifica (blackstripe livebearer), 11652 nucleotides long. It is a transcript of the gene svep1, whose product is annotated as sushi, von Willebrand factor type A, EGF and pentraxin domain containing 1. Bases 517 to 11382 code for a protein of 3621 amino acids. NCBI's taxonomy places the organism in Eukaryota, Metazoa, Chordata, Actinopteri, Cyprinodontiformes, Poeciliidae. The record is from RefSeq and is a predicted model, not a curated record. The transcript is spliced from 49 exons. Gene Ontology annotation, molecular function: calcium ion binding.
UUGGGGAGAAGAGGGGGACAAGCACUCUGAGCUCGGCCGACGGUGCAGGCAGGAGCGUCACACAGACGAACAGGAGCCUGAGGGGCUGCAGACUGGGACUGGAGAGGCAUUCAGGGGGGUUCUGGAUCCUACAUACAGAGCAGAUAGGUGAUUGACAGCCACGCAAGAGGACAGAUAAAGGAGUAUUGACUCCCUGGAAAAACAAAAAUAGCACGUUUCGACGUAGAGACUGUACAAAGAGCAAGGGCAAAGAUAUAUUUAUUUAUCGGACUGCAGGAGAAACGUGUUUUCUUUCGUUCUUUCAUGAGGGAAGCAGAUGAAGGAACCGCGUUUUGAAUGAGAGAAUCUUCAUCCUCUUCUUGCGAUGCUUUUGAGGAACUCUGAACUGAGUUAUCCUGCAGACUGCUGACGUGACAGGAUACGUUUACGGUCACUGAUUGCUCCAGAAAAGACAAUCUACAUUUUACCUCCUUUAUUCAAAAGGGCUUCAGCCGAGGUGCUGUGCUGAUCGACACCAUGUUUCGCUCUUUAACAGCACCAUCGACUGCUUGUCUUCUUAUCUUGUGCCUCUUGGAUGUGUGGACUUCAGCCGGGCCGGCCGUCCAGCAGUCCCAGCGGCAGCAGAAGUCUCGAAGGUCCAGACAGAUGUCUUCCCCGACGCCGUCCGGCAACCUGUCGGAAAGCGCCGAGAGCAAGGUGGAGCGUCUCGGACAGGCGUUCAAGCAAAACGUCCGCGAGCUGCGGGAGAAAAGCGCCUGUUUGGACCUCGUCUUCCUGGUGGACGAGUCCUCGAGCGUAGGGUCCAACAACUUCCAGAGCGAGCUCAGGUUCAUCCGCAAGAUGCUGUCCGACUUCCCCGUGGCGCCGGAGAACACACGAGUGGCGCUGGUGACCUUCUCGUCCAAGACCCACGUGGUUACGAGGGUGGACCACAUCUCGGCGCCCAAGUCCCACCAAAACAAGUGCUCCCUGUUCAACCAGGAGAUCCCCGCCAUCAACUACAGAGGAGGAGGCACCUACACCAAAGGAGCCUUCCAGAGGGCAGCGCAAAUUCUCCGUAACUCCCGCGGGAACGCUACCAAGGCGAUCUUCCUCAUCACUGACGGCUACUCUAACGGGGGCGACCCUCGACCGGUGGCGGCCGCUCUGAGAGAGCGAGGCGUUGAGAUCUUCACUCUGGGCAUCUGGCAGGGAAACAUCAGGGAGCUGCACGACAUGGCCUCCCAACCCAAGGACCAGCACUGCUACCUGGUGCACAACUUUGCCGAGUUUGAGGCGCUCGCCCGCCGCGCUCUGCAUGAAGACCUCCCAACAGGGAGCUACAUCCAGGAGGACCUUUCCCGCUGCUCCUCCCUGUGCGAUGAGGGCAAGGACUGCUGUGACGUGAUGGCCAGCUGUAAGUGCGGUAUGCACACAGGACAGUACGACUGCAUCUGUGAGAAGGGAUACUACGGCAAGGGUCUGAAGCACGAAUGUACAGCUUGUCCACCUGGUACCUACAAACCAGAGGGGACGCCUGGAGGACUGACCACCUGCCUGUCAUGCCCUGACGCUCAGCACACGUCCCAGCCUGGCAGCACCGCCCUCCAUGACUGCGUCUGCAAGCCGGGCUAUCAGCCAAUAGGCACGACCUGUCAGGUGAUUCACUGCCCAGCACUGACCCCUCCAGAAAACGGCUUUUUUGUCCAGGAUGUGUGCAACAACCACUUUGAGGCUGCCUGUGGAGUUCGGUGUCAGCCGGGUUUCGAGCUUCAAGGAACCGGCAUCAGACUGUGUCAGGCCGACGGCACCUGGUCAGGGACACCUGCUGGUUGCACAGUGCGCUCCUGCCCGGUCCUCUCCCGGCCGCAGCACGGCUUCCUGCGGUGCAGCGACGGCGGGGUGUCCUACAGGACGCAGUGUCAGGUUGGCUGUGAGCGAGGCUAUAGAUUAGAGGGAGACUCCACACUCACCUGUCAGGCUAACUCCCAGUGGAGUGGACCUCUACCUCGGUGUGUGGAGGUUCGUUGUCAUCCCAUCGUGAACCCAAAGAACAACGUCUUGCUGUCGCCUCCUCCCUGCGGGAAAAGAGCCGUGUCUCCAGGCUUCACCUGUCAGCUCACCUGUCGCCCAGGGUACAGUCUGCAGGGAAACCGGAGGGCGACAUGCCUGGGCUCUGGGAACUGGACCGCUAAUGUCCAUAAAGCUACCUGUAAAGAUACUGAGCCGCCACAGCUCCAGUGUCCUGCAGACAUUGUUGCAGAGACGGAUGAACGGCGUGGGACCGCCAACGUCAGCUGGAACGUCCCUACCGCCGUCGACAACUCCAAUGAAGAGGUGGCGGUGCAGGUGAAGCCAGUCUACAAUCCCCCUCAGCUGUUGCCCGUCGGAAAGGAAACAAUCACCUACAUUGCAACUGACCGCACCGGGAACCAGGCCAACUGCUCCCUCACAGUCACUGUGAUCGAUACUGAGCCGCCGUUCAUUGACAGGUGUAGGUCGCCCCCAACAGUCCAGGCCACGAACACAGAAGCAGCCGUCGUCUGGGAAGUCCCGCAGUUUUCAGAUAACUCAGGUGGUCGCCUCACUGUGACCAGUAGCCAUAAACCGGGCUCGCUGUUCCCAGUAGGAGAAACUGUGGUCCAGUACACUGCAACGGAUACAGCAGGAAACAGCCGCAUCUGCAACCUCACAAUAACUGUGCAAGGGUCUACUUGUGAGCAGCCGUAUGUCCCAGUGAAUGGAAAGUUCAUCUGCUCUGAAGACGAGGAGGGGGUUAAUUGUACUCUUCAGUGUAAAGAAGGCUAUAGCUUUGCUCAAGAUGCAGUGCAGAGCUACUUCUGUGCCUACAAUGGCGUUUGGGAGCCGGCAUACUCUUCAGACAGGCCAGACUGCUCCUUGAACCGCAUAGCUAACAACGGAUAUAAGCCCUUUGAGAUGUUGUUCAAAGCAUCUCGAUGCGACGAUGCAGACCUGGUCAAGUCGUUUGCUGGUCAUUUCAAUGCCAAACUGGGAAGCAUGCUUCCCUCUAUUUGUAGCAGUGAUGAAAUCACCUGCAAACUGGAGGUCAUGUCCCAGGGUCACUGCCUGGAGUACAACUAUGACUAUGAGAAUGGAUUUUCAAUUGCACCAGGAGGAUGGGCCAACAACUGGGGCUCUCAGGGUGCGCAGGACUAUGCCUACUUUGAGUCAGGCUUUGCCACAGGCACCCGACAGCUCCCAAGUCAGCAGCAAGAUGGCAGCAUGAGGCAUCGCUCCAAGAGGCACAGGAAGAUCAGAGGUCCGACCAAAGACCACAAGAUCCAAAUUUACUUCAACAUCACAGCAAGCAUCCCUUUGCCUCUGUCGAGAAAUGACUCAGUCGAAGUGGCCAAUCAGAAGAGGCUUCUGCGGACGCUCGAGCAGCUCACCAAUCGCUUGAAACGAACGCUGGCGAAACAGCCUCUGUCCAGCUACCACGUCUCCUCAGAGAUGAUCAUUUCUGAUCCCAAAUCGCUGGAGAGCAAAAAGGCCUCAUUGUUCUGCAGGCCAGGCUCAGUGCUCAAAGGCAGAAUGUGUGUCCAAUGUCCAGUGGGCACUUACUUUUCGCUGGAGCAUAACGAGUGUGAGAGCUGCUGGCUGGGGUCCUACCAAGACCAGGAAGGUCAACUGGAGUGCAAGUCCUGCCCUGAGGGGACAUCUACAGCCUAUAUGCACUCCCGCAGCAUCACCGAGUGCAAAGGGCAAUGUAAACCUGGCAGCCACUCGCUGAAUGGACUGGAGAUCUGCGAGUCCUGCCCACUGGGUCACUUCCAGCCUGGUUAUGGUGCCAGGAAAUGUUUAGUCUGUCCUGGUGGAACCUCUACAGUCACCAGAGGAGCAGUGGAUGAGGCAGAGUGUGGAGUUCCCUGCAUGGCAGGUCAUUUUUCCCGCACUGGUCUGGUUCCCUGCUACCCGUGUCCAAGGGAUUACUACCAGCCCGAUCACGGACGCUCGUACUGCCUCUCCUGCCCCUUCUAUGGGACCACCACGAUAACCGGGGCGUCCAGCAUACAGCACUGCUCCAGUUUUAGCUCAAGCUUUCUCGCUAAGGAGGAGAGCGUAACUCCUGCUCCAGAAGUGGAGGUCAUUGAGGACUACCAAGUCAGCAGUCAGGUUUUCCAUGAGUGCUUCCUGAAUCCCUGUCAAAAUAAGGGGACAUGCGAGGAGGUUGGAGCGGGAUACGUCUGCACCUGCAUGCCUGGAUUCACAGGUGCAAAGUGUGAGGUCGACAUAAACGAGUGUGACUCUGCCCCCUGCCAGAAUGGAGGCCUGUGUAAGGAUGGGAUGGGGGACUUCCAGUGUCAAUGCAAACCUGGCUUUUUAGGCUCCCUGUGUGAGGGCGAGGUGAACGAGUGCCUCUCCUCCCCGUGUCUCAAUGAAGGGCUGUGUGUGGACGAGGUCAAUAAGUUCUCCUGCAGCUGUGCUGAGGGCUUCACAGGUUCUCUCUGUGAGCUUGAAAUCAACGAGUGUCUGUCCAGCCCGUGUUUGAACGGAGGAGUGUGUGAAGACUUGACAGGAGACUACAGCUGCAACUGCGCCGUGGGAUUCUCUGGGGAUCGCUGUGAGGUCAACAUUGACGAAUGCUACAGCUCCCCAUGUCUCAAUGGAGGCUCCUGUAUAGAUGAUGUCAAUAGUUUCAGGUGUGAGUGUGUGGAGGGCUUUCAAGGCAGGCUGUGUGAGGUGGAUGUGGACGAGUGCAACCCGAACCCCUGCUUGAACGGAGCCAGCUGCUUUGACGGUCUGGGCUCCUACACCUGCCGCUGCCUCCCUGGGUUCAACGGAUCCAGGUGUGAGACAGAGAUGUCCUCUGCCUUCAACCUGGACUUUGAGGUGUCUGGCAUCCAUGGUUACGUGAUGAUGGAUGGAGUAAUGCCGACGCUGACAGAAAUCACCUGCUCCUUCUGGAUGAAGUCAACAGACAUGAAUAACUACGGCACCCCGGUGUCCUACGCCGUAGAAGGCAGCGACAAUGCUUUCCUGCUGAUCGACUACAACGGGUGGGUGGUCUAUGUAAAUGGUAAGCAGCGGAUUUCUGACUGCCCUGCUGUGAACACGGGUCAGUGGUACCACAUCGGUGUUUCGUGGCGGAGCUGGGACGGCGACUGGAGGAUUUACAUCAACGGGAAGCCCUCAGACGGAGGCAAAGGCCUGUCAGUCGGCACCCCUAUCCCAGGUGGCGGGGCUCUCGUUUUGGGUCAGGACCAAGAUGAGAGAGGUGAGGGCUUCAACGCUGUUGAAUCUUUUGUGGGCUCCAUCAGCCAGCUCAACAUCUGGGAUCGUGUUCUCACUCCUCAACAGAUCAAGGUUCUGGCCAGCAGCUGUCCAGCUUCCCAUGUAACCCACAGAGGAAACGUGCUGGCUUGGCCCGACUUUCUCAGUGGUGUGGCAGGCCGAGUCAAAGUUAACCUCAACAGUAUUUUCUGUGCUGACUGCCCUAAGUUGGAAAGCGCCGUGCCCCACCUGCAUGCUUCCAGUGUGGAGGUGAGCCCUGGCGCUCAGGUGCACCUGUCUUGUGAUCCUGGCUUUUACCUGGUGGGGGAGCCAGUGCUGCAGUGCCAGAACAAAGGCGAGUGGAGCCAUCCGCUGCCAAGCUGUGCAAGAGUGUCGUGUGGACCUCCUCGCCCGCUGGAGAACGGUUUGUACCAGGGUUCAGAUUUCCAAGCAGGCAGCUCCGUGGUCUACCAGUGCAACGUCGGCUUUUACCUGCUGGGAGACGCCAAGGUGCACUGCAGCAACAGCGGCCAGUGGGGAGGACAUCCACCUGCCUGUCUGGAUGUGGACGAGUGUGCGCUGGGGUCUGACUGCGACGAUCACGCCAGCUGCCAGAACACGGAGGGCUCAUACUCCUGCACCUGCAUUCACCCGUACACCGGAGACGGCAAAAACUGCACAGAGCCAGUGAAGUGCCAGAACCCUGGGUCUCCAGAGUUUGGUCAGAGAGACGGCAGCAGCUUUCUGGUGGGCAGCGCUGUGGCGUUUGGCUGCGAUAGCGGCUAUGAGCUGAUUGGCUCUUCACGACUCCACUGCCUAGAAUCAGGAACCUGGGACCAUCCUGUCCCUUACUGCAGAGCUCUCUCCUGCCCGAUUCCAAGCGUCCCUGAAAACUCUGUCAUGACAGGAAACAACUUUACGUUUGGAAGCAAGGUGACUUUCAGCUGUAAAAACGGCUUCCUGCCUCAGAUGCCCUAUGAGUUCCACUGUCUCUCGACUCUGAGGUGGAGCGGGGCGCCACCUAUCUGUUAUCCGGUGACCUGUGGGGGGCCACCAACUGUGGAGCAUGCAAGCUAUGUCCUCGACACGAACACCUACCUCUCUACUGUUAAAUACACCUGUGCUGAGGGAUACAGACCACAGGGCUCCAUGGAAGUGGUUUGUGAAGCGACAGGAGAGUGGAGCCGGCCCAAUCCUCGCUGUGUGAGCAUCCUGUGCAACGAGCCGCCAGCACUUAAAGAUGCUGUGAUUGUCGGAGAAAACUAUGAAGUCGGAAAUAAAGUUCACUACAUCUGCAAAGAAGGGUACACUCUGAUUGGCCCAGAAACCAGGGAAUGUCUACCCACUGGCCAAUGGACUGAAGGCUUUCUGCAGUGUGUCCCUCGCUCUUGUGGCCCACCCCCUGCUGUCGACCACGCUGUGCCACACGAGACUCACAAGCUGUUUGGAGACACAGCCAGCUACUACUGCACAGAUGGAUACACGGCCAGCAACAAUUCCAAGAUGGUGUGCAACGCUCAGGGAGUAUGGGUGCCCCCCGAUGGCAUGGAGGCCCCUCGCUGCAUCGCAAACUUUUGCCUACGCCCCCCUGAGGUUUCCCAUGCGAUUUUAGAUUCAGUCAACAAACCCAAAUAUGCCAGUAACACUGAAGUGAGCUACAAAUGUGAAGAGGGUUUCAUGCUAAAUACCACCGCCACACUCCGAUGCUUAUUAGGAGGGAUGUGGGAGCCUUCGCCGUUUGAGAUUGAUUGUGUGCCAGUAAGGUGCUCCAAACCGGAGAGCAUCGAUCGAGGGUAUGUGAGAGGAACCAACUACAGCUUCGGAGCCGUGGUGGCGUACAGCUGUGAGACAGGGUACCUGAUUCGAGGGGAGAAGAGGAGGAUCUGCAAGGCUAACGGAGAGUGGGGAGGGAAUCUGCCCACUUGUGUUCCUGUGUCCUGUUCCUCCCCGCCUGUACUGCUAAAUGGAUACAUCUACGUCAGAACUCGAUACACUUUCAAUAACAAGGUGACUUACGCCUGUAAUGCCGGCUACAAACUGGUGGGUGGGCCAGAGCGAGUUUGUCAGGCUAACCGACAGUGGUCCAACAAUGACCCACCCACCUGUGUCCUUUUGACCUGCGACCCUCCUCCUGCUGUGGUCCAUGGACACUACAGGGGCUCCAACUUCCGUGUGGGCAGCAAGGUGGAAUAUUUCUGUGAUGAGGGUUAUGAGCUUGGAGGGAAUCCUGUCUCCACCUGCCUCAAGAACGGAAAGUGGGAUCAACCUAAUCCUCCGCGCUGCUCUCCUGUCAAGUGUCCAGAGCCACCUCUAGAGGAGAGCCAUCUGGUCCUGAAGAGCCUGUUCUCUGAGUCUGGAACUGUGGAGUUAUCCUGUGAGGAUGGCUAUAUUCUGGAGGGCGCCAAUGUUCUACGGUGCACUCCAUCCCAGGAGUGGAAUGAUACAUUUCCGGUGUGCAAGGAAGUAUUCUGUGGACCUCCGCCUGAGGUGACUUUUGGUGCUCCAAACAAUGCCUCUCAUUCUUUCCCCUUCAGCUCUGUGAUCACCUACACAUGCAUGGGAGGCUUUACUUUCAGAAAAGAAGACUCUGUAUCUUGUCUAGCCAGCUCCCAGUGGAGUACUCCUUAUCCAGAAUGCAUCCCAGUUGAAUGUCCUCAGCCUGUGGAGAUUUCCAACGGAUUUGUUGACGUCCAGGGUCUGAUGUACCUCAGUAAAGCUCUGUAUAGCUGUAGGACUGGACAUAAUUUAGUAGGAGACUCCAUUGUCCUUUGUGGAGACAGAGGUGCAUGGAUUGGCGGGGUUCCAUCGUGUCGCCCUGUCGAAUGCUCCAUCCCUAAACAGAUAGCCAGUGGGAAAGUGGUUUACACAAAGCUCCAGUAUGGUCAUAGUGCCACCUACUCCUGCCACCGUGGUUUCCGGCUUCGCGGCCCAGAGACUCUGAAGUGCUUAGCUAAUGGGGAGUGGGACUCAGAGCCCCCUGUAUGCACACAGAUAUCCUGCACUCUUCCCCAACCAAUCGAAAAUGGUUUUGUGGAGGGUCAGGAUCACAGUUUUGGCGUUACGAUUUUCUAUAGCUGUUUCCCAGGGUUCCAGCUUGUUGGCCAGGAUCAUCUAACCUGUGAGGAGACAGGCUGGUCUAGUUCUGUUCCUAUGUGUGUACCCUCUGACUGUGGACUCCCUCCUCAUGUUGACUUUGGAGACUAUGUCAGGGUGACAGAGUCGGACACUACUCCAAAAGACACCAUUCCAGCUUCCCCUUUGGACUUGAACUUUCUUCACGGGACAUUGAUUGAGUAUCGCUGUCAUCAAGGUUACGACAUCAGCCGCCACACCAGGCUGGUAUGUCAGGAAGAUGGGGGCUGGAACGGAACGGCCCCAUCGUGUGUCCCAACUGAGUGCGAAUUACCAUCCAGUCCACAGCAUGGCUCCAUUAAUGUAACUUAUGCUCCUGUUGGCAGUGUGGUUAGCUAUUCUUGUGAGGAAGGUUAUGAGCUGGUGGGAGAGCCUGUAAGACAGUGUGUGUCUGGUCGACUUUGGACCGGUGAUGAGCCAAUAUGUCAACCUGUAUCCUGUGGUGAUCCUGGUGUUGUUGCUAACUGUUUGACUCAUGGGAGGGAUUUUGUGUACCCUGAAGUUCUGCACUUCGAAUGUCAUCCUGGAUUUUCCCUAAAGGGAACGGACACCAUUGCCUGCCAGGCAGAUGGAAACUGGAACGGUCAAACGCCACACUGUGAGCCGGUGUCCUGCGGUCCCCCAACAGUACCUAGUGACAUCACUGUUCAAGGGAAAGAGUACACCUAUAAUAAGGAAAUUGAACUGAGGUGUCAGCCUGGCUUUAUCUUAAAAGGAACAUCUAAAAGUGUUUGCCAGGCUGAUGGUACUUGGAGCCAUGCCUACCUUUCUUGUGUACCAGCUCGUUGUGGGAGGCCAUCUCCUAUACCCCAUGGUCGUGUGCUAGGGUCAGAAACUGGUUUCAACAACAAACUGAAGUAUGAAUGUGAUGAAGGAUACAAGCUUACUGGAGAUCCCACAGUUGUUUGCCAGUCAGAUGGACUGUGGGACAAACCCCCACCGCGUUGUCACAUUAUUAGCUGCGACCCACCUGAGGACAUUAGUCACGGCUUUGUGAAUGGCUCAGGGUUCAACUUCAACAACGUGGUGGAGUACAUCUGUUUUGAAGGAUACGAGGUAGUUGGCGAUCCCAUCCUGCGGUGCUCAGCUCAGGGACUCUGGGUGGGCUCUGUUCCUCAGUGCCAACCUUGUGCCUGUUCACCGCCCGAGGUUCGGUUUGGAAUGGUCACAGGCCCUGGCCAAGCCUGCGGAGACCGAGUUCAGUUCAGCUGUGAUCAGGGCUACAAACUGCUAGGUCCCUCUGAGGCAGUGUGUGAGAAGGGAGGCGUGUGGAGCCCCGGGGUGCCAGUGUGUGGUAGGGGGAGGUGCAGCAUUGCCCCGCCUGUAGUUCCCAAUGCAGUACUACAGGGUGGCACAACUACCUUUCCAGAAACAGUCAUGUACAUGUGUCGUCCCGGCUACCUGCUGAAAGGAUCCUCGCUCCUCUCCUGUGGAAGAGAUGGCAGAUGGGGGGAACCCAGAAUCCGCUGUGAGCCUGUGAACUGUGGAAAGCCACCUGCAGUAGCCCAUGGUCAAGUGGUGGGAGACAUCUUCACCUUUCCCAACCAGGUCACAUACAGAUGUGAGGAUGGAUACAAAUUGGCAACAAGUAGAGCCUCUCUUUCCUGUCAGAGUGAUGGCACCUGGUCCAAACACAGCAUUCAGUGCCUUCCUGCCCCUUGUCUGUUACCCACCAACGUCUCCAUCCCCCACCUGCAAAUCAAUGGGAGAGAGCUCACUCCUGUUGGCGGCACGAUCACCCUCUCAUGUCCUACUGGUUUCUACCUGCAGGGGUCAGCACUAGCAGAGUGUCAGGUUGGAGGAAGCUGGUCUCCGAGCAUCAUCUCGGUUUCAUGUGAGGUGGUGACGUGUGAGAAACCGUCUCCUCUUCUUCACGGUGUCAUGGAGGGCGACAGCUACACCUAUGGAGACUUUGUGCUGUACUCCUGUCUGCCUGGCUUUGAUCUGAAGGGAGACUCUGUCCAGACGUGCCAAGGAGAUGGAACAUGGAGCGGCACGCAGCCAGUGUGUGUUGCCUCAGUACGUUCCUGUGGGCCUCCACCUUUUGUGAAAAAUGCUCAGAUCCAAACAGGAGGGGCUAACCCACAAAACGUCACUUACGUUUGCAAUGAGGGGCAGCAGCUGGAUGGCCCAAAAAUGCUCACCUGUCUGGCUAAUGGCACCUGGAGCAUGCCACCACCUACGUGUGCAGAGGUCAGAGGUUGCGACAGUCCCAAACAGGUGCUUCAUGGUAGAGUGCAGGAGCACAACCUAGGUUCUGGACGCGCUUUGGAGUUCCUGUGUGAUCGUGGCUACAGCCUGGUGGGAGACGGCCUGGUGAUGUGCAUGGGAGGAAACACCUGGAGUUCAACUUUCCCCAUCUGUCAAGCGAAGUCUUGCCCACCUCCCCCUUGGUGGAUCAAACACACCAACAGCGACGGAUCCCAGCCAGAGUUUCACGUCGGGCAGUCAGUCCGUGCUUCCUGCCCCAAGGGGCAGCAGGUCAAAGGCGGUGGCACCAUCACCUGCAGGCCAGACCAGACCUGGACCCCCCUCAGUUCAGUUUGUGAAAGGGUGUCCUGUGGCCCCCCACUCCACGUGGCCAACGGGUUGGUGCGGGGGGCGGUGUUCCAGUUCGGGGACGUGGCGGUGUACUCGUGUUUCAGCGGCUACACCAUGGAGGGCGUUGACAGGAGCAGGUGUCAGGAAAACGGCACCUGGACGCCCCCUCCCACAUGCAGAGCGAGGUGUUGGCUGCAGUGUCAGAACGGAGGCGUGUGCCAGCGGCCCAACAUCUGCGCCUGCCCGGAGGGCUGGAUGGGUCGACUCUGUGAGGAGCCUAUCUGCAUCCUGCCGUGUCUGAAUGGUGGGCACUGCGUGGCACCGUACCAAUGCGAGUGUCCCUCUGGGUGGACGGGCACCCGAUGUCACACCGCUGUGUGUUCAUCGCCGUGUCUGAACGGAGGAAGAUGCAUCAGGCCGAACAGAUGUAGCUGCACGCCUGGUUGGAGCGGACAUAACUGCUCCAGGAAGAGGAAGUCAGUAUACUACCACUUCUGAAACCUUCACUCGCCUCCUCAUGGAACAUCUCAUGAAGGGGAACUCUUGUACAAAUAACACAUGAAAACCAUCCACUCAUCUCCGCACAGGCAACGCAAGAACCGUUCUGUAAAUUAAAGCUGUAUUUUUUUUCAUAUACAGACUCAACAGUAUUAAACAUUUGCUGCUAUUAUACUUGUACGAUGUGUAAAAACUAUUUGAUGUCAUGUUCCAGUGUAUAUGUGUAAACUAUUCACCUUUUUAUUAAAGCAUAAAAUGCCUCUGAAAACA